This is a messenger RNA of Diceros bicornis minor, 141 nucleotides long. It is a transcript of the gene MRLN, whose product is annotated as myoregulin. The record is from RefSeq and is a predicted model, not a curated record. Bases 1 to 141 code for a protein of 46 amino acids. The transcript has a single exon. NCBI's taxonomy places the organism in Eukaryota, Metazoa, Chordata, Mammalia, Perissodactyla, Rhinocerotidae.
AUGACAUGUAAAAACUGGAUAUUAAUUUCUACUACUACCCCCACAAGUCUGGAAGAUGAAAUUGUGGGAAGACUUCUAAAAAUUUUAUUUGUUAUCUUUGUUGACUUAAUGUCUAUUAUAUAUGUUGUUAUUACUUCUUAG